Molecule: messenger RNA, 3151 nt
Organism: Sciurus carolinensis (gray squirrel)
Lineage: Eukaryota; Metazoa; Chordata; Mammalia; Rodentia; Sciuridae
Gene: Hacd1
Product: 3-hydroxyacyl-CoA dehydratase 1
Exons: 7
Coding region: 84-950 (288 amino acids)
Biological process (GO): sphingolipid biosynthetic process; very long-chain fatty acid biosynthetic process; fatty acid elongation
Cellular component (GO): endoplasmic reticulum membrane
Molecular function (GO): 3-hydroxyacyl-CoA dehydratase activity
Source: RefSeq, a predicted model, not a curated record
GGGGCGGGCGGCGGCCGGGGGCGCCCUCUCCUCCCCCUCGCGGGCGGCCAGGCUGACGGCGACGAGCCCCCUGCGCGCGGCACAUGGGGCGCUUGACCGAGGCGGCGGCAGCUGGCAGCAGCGCUUCAGUGGCGUGCUCUGCCGGGCCCCCUCCCACUCCCCUGCCCCUCUCUUCCACGUCCCCCGGGAGCGCGGCCACCAUGGCGUCCAGCGAAGAGGACGGCACCAACGGCGGUGCCUCGGAGGCCGGCGAGGAGAAGGAAGCCCCCGGCAGGAGAAGGCGCCUCAGCUUCCUGGCCACCGCCUGGCUCACCUUCUACAACAUCGCCAUGACCGCAGGGUGGUUGGUUUUAGCCAUUGCCAUGGUACGUUUUUAUAUGGAAAAAGGAACACACAGAGGUUUAUAUAAAAGUAUUCAGAAGACACUUAAAUUUUUCCAGACAUUUGCCUUGCUUGAGAUAGUCCACUGUUUAAUUGGAAUUGUACCUACUUCUGUGCUUGUGACUGGGGUCCAAGUGAGUUCAAGAAUCUUUAUGGUGUGGCUUAUUACUCACAGCAUAAAACCGAUCCAGAAUGAGGAGAGUGUGGUGCUUUUUCUGGUCUCAUGGACGGUGACUGAGAUCACUCGCUAUUCCUUCUACACAUUCAAUCUUCUCGACCACUUGCCAUACUUCAUUAAAUGGGCCAGAUACAAUUUUUUUAUCAUCUUAUACCCUGUUGGAGUUGCUGGUGAACUUCUUACUAUAUACGCUGCCUUGCCAUAUGUGAAGAAAACGGGAAUGUUUUCAAUAAGACUUCCUAACAAAUACAAUGUCUCUUUUGACUACUAUUAUUUUCUUCUUAUAACCAUGGCCUCAUAUAUACCAUUGUUUCCACAACUCUAUUUUCAUAUGUUACGUCAAAGAAGAAAGGUGCUUCAUGGAGAGGUGAUUGUAGAAAAGGAUGAUUAAAUGAUCCCUACAAACAAGGUGCUUUUUCCAGAAUAACCAGGAUUACUUGAAUCCAAGUUUUAAUAACAAGAAUAAACAGCUUCAUGAAAUAUCAUGGAAUGUAUUGUUUCUUAAAAUAUAAUCUGAGACUAAUGGUAUUUGCCAAUAUUUGUCUUUAUAUUGUGCCAAGUCUAUUUUUUAGAAGAACUGUGCAGUUAUUAUGAGCUCCUGGGUAGUUGUUGAUCAUUUAGAAAAUAAUUGGGUUUAUUACCUGGGGGGGCUUUUUAUUUUACUAAUUUUUUUGCGACUUAUGCUCAAGGCUUUUAAAAUCAAUAUCUACAAAUUAGUUUAAUAAUAUAACAUUAAGAUACCUGCCAGUGACAUUUGUGCAGUAUUUAUAAAUGAAAGUAGGUACAAAAUUAUAAUAACUUAUUAAGAAUGUAUUGGAACCCACAAUCUAUUUUUUCAAGUUAUGAGGCAGGAUUUGUGAUUAAUAACAAUAUUUACAAGUGGGAACAUCAUUUACUACGGUAAGCAUUUUGAAGUAACAUUGUGAAAAUCAGAACUAUUCAUGUAGAUAUCACAGUUUGAAAAAUUCUUUUGUUGUGAUUUUGGGUCCUCAGACAUGCUUAAAGCCCUGGGAAAUACUCUUUGAAAAUAUUUCUAGGCCAUUGAAAUUGUUUAUUAAGCAAAUUUAUUUUUAUUUGAAUAAACCUCUCAGAGAGGUUCAACUAGAAGGAUUUGAAGAGGUUAUAAACAUCUUUCUUGAAUUUUCUUGAAUUUUCUCUCCUCUGCCUUACACAAUAAACCUUUGUAUAUACUUUGUCUCCAUGGUAGAAAAAAAAUUUCAAUGUCUGGUCAUGAUGUUGUACUCAGAUCUCUGAUUGAGAAAGGCUGUUCUAUAAUGUAGAAUUUCUUAUAAAAAUCAUGUUAUGAUGAUCCCUGGUGGUACUUACAUAAUUCAGUUACCUGGUAUGAUCUAAAACAGACUUCAUUCUGAAUUCCACUGAAGAGUAUAAAGUCGUGUAAUAAAGCUCUUGCCUUCAUGUUUAAGGAAAAGAUACACUGAGCAUACUUCUGUUUCACUUCUUAAGUAGGUCCUUUGAAAGUUUUUCCUCAUAUUAUAGUAUGCUGAUUUACUGAACCAAGUUUAGAGGAAAUAAAUAUGUCUUUAAAAGAAAAGGAACUUUUUGCAUUUUGUGGACAUAUAGGCUUAAUUUUAGCUUUAAAUGUUCUGUAUUGUUUACAUUUACAAUCCAUGUGUGACAUUACACUUCUCAAAAUUGAUCAGUUGUGUGUUACUGUCUCCGUAACAGUUUUUUUUCAUGUAGAAUUUGGAGGUCAGAACAGUUUUUGCAAACUUAUUUUAAAUCACUUGAUUUUUUAAAAGGUGCUAUUUCUUUUGUUACAUUACAUUUUAAUGUUUUCUCUGCAGCUGAAUGUGAUAAGCAGUAAGUAUUAGUUUACUAAGUCUCAAUGUGAUACUGUUCAUUCUGGUCUUACGCUGCUUAGUCAGUUUUCAUCUUCAAUUUUUGUAUGAAAGAAUUGUUCAGUUUCUCCCAUUUGGUAAUAUAGCUUAAGAAAUUCACAUGUUCAUUUUAUGAAAUGCCUGUCUUGUGAAAAAUAUUUUUAAUCAGUCUCCUAAAAUUGAUACUGAUACAGCUGUAACUCCCCAAACAAUUAUAAUACUUCCCGCCUUAAGUUGUGGAAUAUCUUGAAGUAGGAAUUGUGAUUAACUAAUAAAAGUGAAAAGCUAUUUGAUGACCUAUGUUAAUAUGCUCAAAACAUGUCUGAACUUUAGAUUUAAUUUGUUAUCUUCUAUAGUCAAUUCUAAAUUGUCAUUUGUGUAGAAAAUAAAAAGCUAAAUGGUAGUUGGAAUUUAAAAAGAAAGAGUAUUUGAAAUUCCUUUGCAUUGUUUCCUAUGAUGACAUAUCCUUUUGAAUUUCUCUUAGUCUUCACAACUUGCAAUCAGCAAGUCAGGGCUUGAAUCAAAUAGAAUUUGAAUUCAGUCCUCUGUAGAUUUUGGCAUUUGGAAAACGUCAAAAUUUUUUGAUACUAGCAACUUUCAAUUGUAUUUGGUGGUGUUUACUGAAAUUCUGGUUGUUUGUAGUUUUUCAUAGCUUACAGUUUGAUAUAUAAUGUGCAACUUUUUGCAAUGUUCUAAUAUGAUUAUAAUAUAGCACAUCCCUGAUAUUUUUAACUUACAAAAAAGCAUGCCAAAA